This is a messenger RNA of Ilex paraguariensis (yerba mate), 1041 nucleotides long. Lineage: Eukaryota; Viridiplantae; Streptophyta; Magnoliopsida; Aquifoliales; Aquifoliaceae. The record is from the annotation of a GenBank genome assembly.
UAAUAAGCAAAGAUUAAAAUUUUAUUUUGAUGCAUUAUUUUGGUUACUUAAAAAAUGAAAUCAUUUCAAAAAUAUUUUAAAAACAGAAAAAAAAUAGGAAAAAAAAUGCGAGUUUAUUUUCGAAAUAUCUCAAAACAUUGGUCAAAAUAUGAUAGGAAUAUCUUGACACACCUUGAAAUAUUUUGAAACAUUAGUGAAAACAUGUUAAAAUCUACUGAAAAUACCUCAAAAUAUUCUAAAAAUCUCGGAACACAACCUAGGAACAUUAGAAUUUUAAUCAUUGAUUCACUUUAGUUUCCAUAGAAACAAAUGUAUUUCGGCCAUUCCAACCAUUUUAAAAGGAAUUUUUGAUCUUUGAUAAUAAGUUUUAGGCAAAUUCGUAAAUACAGGGUUAAUAAUGUAUCUACUUUUGCUCUUUUUCCGCAUUCUUUCCUAACAGCACAAAAAGAAUUAAAACACAGUCAUUGCUUGCUAAUGAUGCUUAAUUAUUCCAUACAUCACUCAAAUCCAUAAACUCUCUCUCUCUCUCUCUCUCUCUGUCUCAUAUUUCUUGCAAUCUAAGGCUUGGUUAGAUUUAUAACCGAAAACCCAAUACAUAAAAUCUGAAACCCAUCACCGGAAACCCCCAAAGAGAUGAGCUCAGUCUGUAUAUCAAACUGUGUAAAAGACACAAGGGUCCCAGUCAGAGCCACCUACGUCAACCUCUACAAGUGGCCGGAGUCCGACGCCGAGUUUGUGAAGACGGUGGGAGCCUCCGACGGCCACCCAAGGGUGGUAGACAGUAUCUCAUGCAGGCAGAUGUACCUUAGGAGCUACACGUUUUCGAGGAAAGAGACUGUGCCUGAGAAGACCAAGAAGUGUUUGGGUCGUGUCAGAGAGAGAGUGGUGGUGGUGGCUCAUGGGAGGAAGAGGGCGGUUACCGGCCGUAGGAGGCAGUGUGUGGUGGCGAGAAGGGUCAAGGAGGUAUCUUGGGCCGCCCUGUGUGCCAUGUUUCAGAGGCUGCUUUCUUGCUCUGCUAGUGUAGAUGUUGUGGAUCAUUAG